AUGGCAGCCUUAGCUUUACAGCAGACACGAACAUCAUUGCCUGCGCUUCGUCUGCCAUUCUUCCGACCUUUCCUGGCCACCGUGACGUUUGUCCCAUCAAUAGGCCUUACCCCUUCACCGUUCAACUGGGCGCGGAAUACAUGGCAAUCCCUUCUCGAGCUCUUCCCGCCGUUUCUCCUCGCAGUACCCAAGAAAAAGACGUCUCAUUCGCGUAAAGCGAUGCGUAGCGCAAACAAGGGUCUCAAGGACAAGCAAAACCUCGUGCAUUGUCCUGGUUGUGGGUCGCCCAAGCUGGCGCACCAUCUGUGCCCGUCAUGCUAUUCGGAUUUGAAUCGGACUUGGAAAUCAAAAGCGAAGCAGGGCGGAACCUCAGCCGGCGAUAUACCGUCUGUGUCUCUCGAAUGA
Molecule: messenger RNA, 405 nt
Organism: Postia placenta MAD-698-R-SB12
Lineage: Eukaryota; Fungi; Basidiomycota; Agaricomycetes; Polyporales; Adustoporiaceae
Exons: 2
Coding region: 1-405 (134 amino acids)
Biological process (GO): translation
Cellular component (GO): mitochondrial large ribosomal subunit
Molecular function (GO): structural constituent of ribosome
Source: RefSeq, a predicted model, not a curated record